Molecule: messenger RNA, 876 nt
Organism: Monoraphidium neglectum
Lineage: Eukaryota; Viridiplantae; Chlorophyta; Chlorophyceae; Sphaeropleales; Selenastraceae
Exons: 3
Coding region: 1-876 (291 amino acids)
Source: RefSeq, a predicted model, not a curated record
AUGACGCCUAUUACGUCCCUUCUGGCAAUUCUAAACCUGGCAACCCUCGCUGAUGCCCUCAAGCGCAUCACCACUCUCAAGGCCGCCACCAAGAUCACCGCCGACGCCCCGUCUGCGGCCUCCGCGCCCCUGGCGCCCCUGGCCUGCGCCCCCGAGCCCAACUCAACUGGGGCCUCCACCGACCCCGUCCCUCAUGCCGCCGCCGCUGACGCACCCACGGCCUGUAAGGCCAGCUGGUUUGUGCGCGCGGUCUCUGGCCUCAAGGACAAGUGGCGCGCCCUGACAGCCGCCGCCGCCGCCACCAAGACCCCUGCUGCUGCCGAAAAGCAUGUGCCCACGUCGCGCACGGCCAGCGCCACCUCCACCACCUCCACCUCCAGCAAGAGCAACACCACCCAGGCCGCUGCCGCCGCCCCCCCUGGUGACGACGCACGCGCCCCCGAGGCCCCGAAGAAGGCCAACUGGUUUGCGAGCGCAAUUGCCACCGCCGGGGCCAAGUGCGGCGCCGCGUGCGACUCUGUCACGGCAUCGUGGCGUGCGACCGCCGCCAAGGCCUCGGCCGCGCUCACCCCCAAGCGCAAGGCCCCGCACAAGAAGAGCCGCGGCCGCAAGGCUGACAUCAAGACCUCCUCUCUGCUCUCUGUCGCCGCGGCUGGCCCCAUCGACAACGACAGCCCCGCCCCUGCCGCCUCUGCCGCCGCUGACGACGCCGCCGUGCUUGUGAGCGUCGGCGUCUCCGCCGCCCCCGAGCCCCCAGUCGCAGCGCUGAAGCCCGGCUUGAAGAUCAGCACGGCCGCCUCUUCCAGACGCAGCCGCCCAGACCAGGCGGCGGCGGCAGCAGAGGCGGCGGGUGGCGAGGCGGCAGUGGCCUGCUAA